Candidozyma haemuli is the source of this 2934-nucleotide messenger RNA. It is a transcript of the gene BBC1, whose product is annotated as Bbc1p. The transcript has a single exon. Bases 1 to 2934 code for a protein of 977 amino acids. NCBI's taxonomy places the organism in Eukaryota, Fungi, Ascomycota, Pichiomycetes, Serinales, Metschnikowiaceae. The record is from RefSeq and is a predicted model, not a curated record. Gene Ontology annotation, molecular function: protein binding.
AUGGAGAAGGUGCCUUUCAAAGUAAAGGCGCUCUACGAGUAUAAAUCUGAGCACGAGGAUGAUUUGAACUUCGCCCCAGGUACCAUUAUCACGGUGACCGAGGUGGAAGACGACGAAUGGUAUUCCGGCUUUCAUGGUGCUGAAAGCGGUAUGUUUCCCAAGAACUUCGUGGAGCCCGUGAAGGAGGAUCCUCCUGCUCCGACCAUUGCCAAACAGUCGGAACCUGCUCCUGUUCCUGUUGUUCCCCAGGAAACUUCAGCACCGCCCACCAGUGAACCAAAGGAGCCAAUUGCGUCUUCCCCGCCAGUGGCAAAGGAAGAGAGCUCUAAAGUACCUAAACCAACCGUUUUCCCAGGUCCUGGUCUGCAAAGAGACGACCCUUACGCUGUGAAGAAACUGUUCGCUGGCGCUGGUAAAUCAUCCUAUGUUCCCCAGGUCAAGCCUAGAGACCAAGCCAAUAUCGUUGGUCACGCUCAUCAUGAUGUUGCCAAAGGUGCUGAAGUUGUCAGAGAACAUGAUAAGCAACUGGAUGAAGAGGAAGCUGACGAGCCUAAAGUAAGCUUGAAAGACCGUAUCGCCAUGCUACAGAAGAGGCAGCAAGAAGAGGCUGAAAGAGAAGCAGCUGCUUUGAAGCGUAAGGAGGAGCGCAAGAAGAAGUUAGAAGAAGAGAAAGAACGCUUGAAGCAUCAAAAGGAAUCGCAGGCUGCCCUGCUUUCUGCUACUAGUACUGGUGCUUCCCUAGGCCAAGCCUCUGAGCACGAUGGUGACGACACUGAGUCUUUGGCUGAAAGCGUCCCUCCUGUUCCAGGCCAUAUCCCUCCUGAAGCUGCGCCAAGUAUUCCAGAAGAGUACGAGGAGCAGGAAACGCCAGUUGAAGAGGAACGCGAGGAAGAAGAUGAGGACGAUAAUGAGGAAGAUGAGGAGGACGAGGAAGAGCUCAAAAGACGCCGUUUGGUUGAGAGAAUGGCCAAGAUCUCCGGUGGUCGUAAUAUGUUUGGUAUGAUGGGUAUGCCAACGCCGUUUGGCGCUCCCGCUGCUUCUUCUUCUUCAAAGCCAAAAAAGUCCAAGGCGAAGCCACAGGAAGAUGAAGCUGAAGUUCCUGCGGUGCCUCAACGAGUCGAAAAGACACAAACUGGAGAGAGUAUUCCUCAAGUGCCAGGUGCUGUUCCAAUUCCUGGUAUGGCCCAGCCCGGCUCCUCACCUGUCAAGCAGCCCCAAGAAAAGCCCGUAAACAAUGCUACAGCUUCACUUAAAAAGCCCACACAGGAGGACUCUUCGAUCGCCGAAUCAGACUAUACCGACGAACAAAAUGUACCUGUUACCAAUGAGAACAAGGGCUUCGAACAAGUUGAGGAGAAUAAACCCAAAUCGCCAACCUUAGAGCUGUCUGAAAGUGAACCAGAGCAGAAUGAGCGAGACGAUGAUAUGGACCUCGGACCUCGUUCCACAUGGGAAGGUGAAGUUACUGGCUAUGAGGCCGAUGAAGACGUUUCAGAUCGUGGAGCUAUUUCAAAAACCGAGUUGCCAGAGACCGACCAUCCUAAGCUGCCUGCCAAACAGGCCGUGCCACCUCCAAUUCCAGGUGGACCACCACCUGGUGAAGCUCCUGCGGCUCCUGAAAUUCCAUCCGGCCAACCACCCGUUCCCAAAAGUCCAAAUCGCUCUAAGGCCCCUCCUCCAAUUCCCAGUGCAGCACCUCCAUCGGAACCACCUGCAAGUAGUGCUCCACUGAUUCCACCGCCUGUACCUCUGGAGGCCCCUCUUCCUCCAGUUGAACGUCCUGAAGUGCCAAGCUCAGAUCCGCCAGUGCCUUCUCGUCCUCCACCAACUCCGAGAGACGCUCCUGCUCCACCUACGACUAAGCUUCCACCACCACCUCCAAUUCCAUCAGGUCCUCCACCUGUUCAAGCUCCAGAGGUGGAGGAAGACUCAUCAGAAGACGAAAACGAGUUCAGAGAUCUUCCUCCUCAGCCUGCUAAAGCACCGGAAAGAGUUCUGACAUUUUCACACCCACCACCCAUUCCUCAGGCGCCAAUCACGAGGGCAAACACUACUGAAUCCAGCAGAAGGUCGUUCGAGUCGCACAAGAGAAAGUCUUCAGACUUGUCUCGCUCGAGGUCAGUAGGUAAGAGCGAACAGCUCCAAGCUGACAUUAAUUUACCGGUCUUACAAGACGAGAUCAACAACCUGGCUGAAAGUUCUGGCUGGUGGAUUAAAGAUGCAGUUCCAGAUUGCUUGGAGGGCAGUGUUGGUACUGAUUUCAUUUUCGAAGUGGAUCGCCACAAGUCGAACAAAAGAGGUGGAAGAGAAGUUGUUUACAAAGACUACUAUAUUUUGUUCCAUGACUUGUCCCAAAUUGUUGUGGAGCUCCAGUACGAUAGCGAUGAUCCUAGAACAACGCUUAGUGUCUGCAAUGCUUACGUGAAGUCACCAAUAAUGAACAGGAGGGACGUUCUUGACAAGUACCAUGCCCUGUUUGGGCCUGCUGUGGUUGAUGCUGCUCAAAGCCUUGCAAACUCACGUGUUAGCAAUGGAUUUGUGAACACGGUAUUCAAGCAUGUUAACCAUGCUUAUAAGGACGUUUUAUUGAGCCCUAUCGGAAACAAAGCUUUUGGUGUUACUGUGUACAAAAACCAGAAUGGUACUUCUGUGAAAUACGAUGAUAUCAAGGCUGGUGAUAUUUUGUGCAUGAAGAAUGCCAAAUUCACUACUCAUGGCCUUGGUGGAUUGAGUACUAAAACUGCUGUCUACGGAGAGGGCAACCACUUCUACAGUGGAGUCAUUGUUGAAAUUGACCAUAAAAAAGAUAAACUCAGGGUACUUGAUUCAGAUGAUUCAGGAGCUGUCAAGAAGGAGUCUUUCAAAAUUAAUGACUUGAAAUCUGGAAGAUUACGUGUUUUCCGUUUUGUCGACAGACAGUUUGUUGGAUGGUGA